AUAACAGGCAUUUAACAACUGGUGUAUUCAAUUACCAGUGGUCCUUGAAGGAAAUCACUAGGAGGAAGGAGACAUUGAGUUUGAAGGAAUGAAGGGACAGCACUGAGAAGCAGAGAGAGCUGGGACACGUAGAAACCAGAAAGCCCUCUCUAAGCAAUGGUGGACAUUCCCAGUACCCACACAUAAAGGAUGCAUGGUUGAUAUGUCAGACCUCUCUCCAGAGGAGCAAUGGAGGGUCGAGCACGCACGCAUGCAUGCCAAGCACCGCGGCCACGAAGCCAUGCACGCUGAAAUGGUCCUCAUCCUCAUCGCUACCUUGGUGGUGGCCCAGCUGCUCCUGGUACAGUGGAAACAGAGGCACCCCCGCUCCUACAAUAUGGUGACCCUCUUUCAGAUGUGGGUUGUUCCCCUCUAUUUCACAGUGAAGCUGCACUGGUGGAGGUUCCUAGUGAUCUGGAUCUUGUUCUCUGCCGUCACAGCCUUUGUCACCUUCCGAGCCACCCGAAAACCACUAGUACAGACAACCCCAAGGUUGGUUUAUAAGUGGUUCCUGCUGAUCUAUAAAAUCAGCUAUGCCACUGGCAUCAUUGGCUACAUGGCUGUCAUGUUUACCCUCUUUGGUCUUAACUUGUUAUUCAAGAUCAAACCAGAAGAUGCCAUGGACUUUGGCAUUUCUCUCCUCUUCUAUGGCCUCUACUAUGGUGUUCUUGAGCGGGACUUUGCAGAAAUGUGUGCAGACUACAUGGCAUCUACCAUAGGGUUCUACAGUGAGUCGGGCAUGCCCACCAAACACCUCUCGGACAGUGUGUGUGCCGUGUGUGGGCAGCAGAUCUUUGUGGAUGUCAGUGAAGAGGGCAUCAUCGAGAACACGUAUAGGCUGUCUUGCAAUCAUGUAUUCCACGAGUUCUGUAUCCGCGGCUGGUGCAUUGUGGGAAAGAAGCAGACGUGUCCCUACUGCAAAGAGAAGGUAGACCUCAAGAGGAUGUUCAGCAACCCCUGGGAGAGGCCUCAUGUCAUGUACGGGCAACUGCUGGACUGGCUUCGAUACUUGGUAGCCUGGCAGCCUGUCAUCAUUGGCCUGGUGCAAGGCAUCAACUAUAUCCUGGGCCUGGAAUAGUCAGGAAGAAGAGCAUCCACCCACCAUGGACCUCAGGGCACUCUCCUCCCUGCCCUCCAAGACCUCCUGGGUGGGAAAGACUCAAAGGGGCACUCGGGCCACUCAGGACCCCUCCGGCUGUGUCCGGGCUGGGGAGGGAUAUGAUGGAGAGCCAGCAGGUGGGGCUGUCAGCAGUGGGGGGCUUUUUAAAAGAAAACUAUUUUGAUGAAUAUAUUUAAAAACCUUUUUUAUUGUGGAGCAUAGGAAUUGCCCCAAUUCCUCCAGGCCUCAGCCUCCCUGCUUGAGCAGGGCAGGAGCAGAGCCACAUUUUUGGUGUAAAGGAGCCAUCUCUUCUCUGGCUGAGAGCCCCAGCCCACCUCCCCUUCCUUCUGUAUGUGGGGCUUGAGCCUGGUACACUCAGUGUGGAAGAGCCAGGGAGCUCUGGCCAGUGCCACUGAUGAGCACUGAGGGGUGAGGUGUCCUCCGUCCUCCCUGGCUAAGGCCACAGUUGGGCGUUGUCUGGCUCCGUCUUCCCUGUUGGGGGCCGUAGGCUGGUGGAGACAAGUGGGACCUUGUCGUGACUUAUGCAGCAAGGGAAGCUCUAGGACCUCGGAAUUCACCGGGGAUUUGUGUGGGGGUGACCAGAGCUGUAGCAGCUUGGGGAACCUCCCACUAAGUGGGGCUGUACUCAGCCAAGAACAAAGACCAUCUAUAUAUAGUUGGGCCACAGGGGUUACUGCUGGCAGCGGUGAUUGAGGGCCGCUUGUGCAAGCUGAUCCUCUGCCCAGAAGUGGUGACACGUGCUGAAGGCCACUGCCACAUCACUUCCUUCCCCGAAAGCCGGAGAGCGUGUGUGUGUGUGUGUGUGCGCGUGCGUGGUAGAAGAACUAUGACAGAUGUGAGGCUUCUUCCUGUGGUCAGACAUUGUUCCCUUGAAGCUGCCAGGGGAUUCCCAGCCCAAGGAAUAUCCUCAUGUCAGCCUUGUCAUCCAUGAGUCCUGCCUGGGCCUGGCAACACAAAUGGUGAGGUGGGUGGGAAGAGGGUCAGGCCCAGGUAAGUAUGGGUUCUGAAAAGGGGUUCCAGGUAGGCCCCAGCUCUGGUCCUAGGAAUUUUGAAGGAAAUGGGAGGGCAAACGUGGUCCUUCCGUGCUGGGUUCCUAGGGAAUAUGGCCCUUCAAGUGCAGUAAGAACCAAGCAGGAUCUUGUCAUCCAUUCUGAAUAAAGCUCCGUGAGCUGGGUUGGAAAGCUGAA
Orcinus orca (killer whale) is the source of this 2346-nucleotide messenger RNA. It is a transcript of the gene RNF121, whose product is annotated as ring finger protein 121. Gene Ontology annotation, cellular component: endoplasmic reticulum membrane; Golgi membrane. The record is from RefSeq and is a predicted model, not a curated record. Bases 194 to 1117 code for a protein of 307 amino acids. Gene Ontology annotation, molecular function: metal ion binding; ubiquitin protein ligase activity. Lineage: Eukaryota; Metazoa; Chordata; Mammalia; Artiodactyla; Delphinidae. The transcript is spliced from 10 exons.